Messenger RNA from Leptomonas pyrrhocoris, 1101 nucleotides. RefSeq lists its product as hypothetical. Lineage: Eukaryota; Euglenozoa; Kinetoplastea; Trypanosomatida; Trypanosomatidae. The transcript has a single exon. The record is from RefSeq and is a predicted model, not a curated record. The coding region runs from base 271 to 1101 and encodes 276 amino acids.
AGUGAGCCUUCACAUAAACAACUCCGCAACCUUCUUGCCAUUCACACCGCCGCGCUCCGCAUUUCUUUCUUGCUUCCAUAGACGUGGUCAAACGGACAAAAAUCGUUUCUGUAGUCCACGUUGAGGUUUCUUCCACGGUAUCUUCUCUUCUUCAUCUUUUUUUUUUUAAACGACGUCUGUCGUGGUGUUGGGUGUAAGAGGGUUUUUUGUUUUUGUUUGUUUCACAACCCGUUGUUUUUCUCUUCCUUUCAAAUUCGCUGUUCGGCAGACAUGUCGCUCUCACCGGAGACGGUCCGCCUGCAGGAUGAGUGGAGCGCCACGUUGCAGCGCACCGUCCGCGACCUGGCCAAGAUGACGAACCAAGCCGCCAAGAGCUACGAGGCCUACGUCGGUGCGAUGGCGCGUGUGGGACAGCUCUAUGCGACCUGCGGGGAGCUGAUGGUGUCUGCCGGCACGCCGGCGCUGGCCAUGGCGCGGCCGGUGUCGGAGGCCCCGGAGGCGCGCGUCGUGACCGGGCACGUGAUGUCCUCCAUCGAGCACUGGUGGCGCUCCGCCGAGGAGAAGGCGUUCCUGGCUGCCCUCACCGCCACACGCGAGGAGUGGCUGCGCUGGCGGCAGGAGACGACGCGGACCCAUCAGCACAACAGAGCACGCACGGAUGUUCGGCAGCUCAUGGGAGAGGUCCACUCGAAGCUGGAGCUGGCCCGUAGCAAGGAUGCCUCGUCGCCUGGUGUGAAGAAUCUAGAGAACGAGCUGAGAGGUCUUCAAGAGGAGCUGGCGAAGCUGGACGAGCGAGUGCAGCGAGACAUGAGCAACAACGUCAAGCUCUUCAGCCGAAGUCUAUCGAAGCACGGCGUCCAACUGGAGGACGUCAUGGCGGCCAGCGGGUUCAACAUCACAUGCUGCUUCCAAACUUCUGAGGCGUUGAGGGCGGCCCAGUCACGCGCCAUGCGAGGCUCGGUGAAUCCCUCGGCCGCUGCUUUCCCGCUGACGGAGGGGAGUGUGUCGGUACGGCAGGUUUCGAACGACUUUUCCCUCGCGCCGUCAGAGAACUCGUAUGACGCGGUGACGCAAGCGGCAACCGUCAGACCUCCUCCAUGA